UAUUUAUUUUUGUACCGGGCAUUUGUCCCAUUAACCCACUGAAAAAAAUAUAAAAAAAAAAGAAAGUAUUGAGGGGAAAAAAAUAAAAAUGAAGAACCUUGUCCCCGUCUUUUCUUAGAAAUCAGACGUACGGUUCCUUACGUUAGUACAAAAGCGGCAUUGGAACCGAACCACGGGAGGGUCGAUCCAUCUGCCGUCUGCCUUCUCCGGCCGCCGGCGGAAUCAUACAAACAGCAUGCACGCAUAACGGACCACAGUCUUUAUGUAUUUCACUCUCCUCCUGCGAUCCUCUUCUUCCAGCAAAUCUCUUCAUGCUUUCAAACCCCUGCGAGCAGUCCCUUUUUCCCGCCAUUUUCUUCCCUUGUCUACCGCCGCAGCAGCCGCCGCCUUUACACCAUCUCCUCCCGCGGCUCAGAAACGGACCAAUGAGAUCGACUUCGAGCCCCUGUUCCGCUCCUGCACCAGAGCGUCCCACGUCAAGCGCCUCCACGCGCUCCUCGUCGUCGCGGGGACAUUCCCCAGCAACUUCGUCUCCACGAGGCUCCUCAACCUCUAUGCCCACCUCGGCGAUGUCUGCUCGUCGCUCUCCGUAUUCGGCCAAAUCAAGGCGAAGGACUCCUACGCCUGGAACUCCAUGGUCUCUGCCUACGUCCGGAAUGGGUAUCUGAACGAAGCUGCUGAGAUGUUCCGACAGUUCGUCUUGACCUCGGGGCUCCGACCCGAUGUGUACACUUUCCCUCCGGUGAUCAAAGCUUGCAGGGAUGUGGUAAACGGGAAGAAGCUGCAUAGUUGUGUUUUGAAAUUGGGGUUUCAGUCUGAUGUUUUCGUGGCCGCUUCAUUGGUCCACAUGUACACUCGGUUCGGUUUCUUGAAUAUUGCUCGAAACCUGUUCGACGAAAUGCCCUGUAAAGACUUGGGUUCAUGGAACGCGAUGAUCUCAGGUUACUGUCAGAAUGGGGACGCGGACGGGGCAAUGAGCGUGCUUGACUCAAUGAGAUUGGAGGGAGUGAAGAUGGAUUCGGUGACUGUGUGCAGUCUACUUCCCAUUUGUGCGCAGAGAAACGAUCUCACGAGCGGGAUGCUGAUCCAUCUGUAUGUUAUCAAACAUGGGCUGGAGUUCGAUAUGUUUGUGAACAAUGCAUUGAUUAAUAUGUAUGCUAAAUUCGGUCUAUUGAGUAUUGCUCAGUGGAUCUUUGAUGGGAUGGGGGAAAGAGACCUCGUGUCAUGGAACUCCCUGGUUGCAGCAUACGAGCAGAAUGAUGACCCGGCCACUGCAUUUGGGUUCUUCAGGAAGAUGCAGGAAAAUGGUGUUAAGCCUGAUAUAUUGACGCUAGUGAGUUUAGCUCCGGUUGUUGGAGGGAUGAGUGAUUCUUUGAAUGGAAAGUCUGUUCACAGUUUUGUUGUCAGGAGGGGUUGGAUGGUACAGAAUGUUGCUCUCGGAAAUGCUAUCAUGGACAUGUAUGCAAAACUGGGUAUCAUGGAUUAUGCUCGUAAAGUUUUCGAAGAGCUUCCUGUUAGAGAUGUGAUAUCAUGGAACACUCUGAUUACUGGGUAUGCUCAGAACGGGCUCGCCAGUGAGGCAAUUGAAGUGUAUGAGACAAUGGAGGAGCAUCAGGAAGAGGUUGUCCUGAACCAAGGGACAUGGGUGGCUGCCAUAUCAGCCUAUUCGAGCAUGGGUGCUGUGAAGCAGGGGAUGAGAGUCCAUGGGGCAGUGAUUAAGAACAAUAUUUCCUCAGAUGUCUAUGUGGGCACCUGUCUUAUUGACAUGUACGGAAAGUGUGGGGAAAUAGAUGAUGCAAUGAAGAUGUUUCUUCAAGUUCCAAGGGACACUUCAGUCCCGUGGAAUGCGAUAAUAUCCUGUCACGGAAUUCAUGGGCAUGGAAAGGAGGCUUUAGCUAUAUUCGAGAAAAUGCAGGCCGAGGGAGUUAAACCCGAUCACAUAACAUUUGUAGCUUUAUUAUCAGCUUGUAGCCAUUCUGGGAUGGUCGAUGAGGGCCAGAGAUGGUUUCAAAGCAUGCAGGAGGAGUUUGCUAUUAAGCCUGGUUUAAAACACUUUGGGUGCAUGGUUGAUUUGCUCGGGAGAGCUGGUCAUUUAGAGAAGGCAUAUGAUCUAAUAAAGAGCAUGCCUUUCCGUCCUGAUUCAACCAUUUGGGGUGCCCUUCUUGGUGCUUGUAAGAUACAUGGGAAUGUUGAGAUGGGAGCAGUUGCUUCGAAGCAAUUGUUUGAGGUUGAUUCUGAGAAUACGGGAUACUAUGUUUUACUAUCAAAUAUCUUUGCAAAUGUGGGGAAAUGGGAGGGUGUGAAGGUAGUAAGAUCGUUGGCAAGAGAUCGUGGGUUGAAGAAGACUCCUGGUUGGAGCUCGAUUGAAGUGAAUGGUAGCAUCGAUGUUUUCUACAUGGGCAAUCGGUCUCAUCCGAGAUCUGAUGAGAUAUACCAACAGCUGCGGAUUUUGACUGCUAAAAUUAAGAGUGUAGGUUAUGUUCCCGAUUACAGAGACGUGCUGCAAGAUGUAGAGGAUGAUGAGAAAGACGAUAUUCUUGCAAGUCACAGUGAGAGAUUAGCAAUUGCAUUUGGAAUAAUCAGCACGCCUCCAAAGACCGCUCUUCGGAUUUUCAAGAACCUGCGAGUAUGCGGUGAUUGCCACACUGCCACAAAGUUGAUAUCUUCGGUUACACAGAGGGAGAUCAUUGUGAGGGAUUCAAAUCGGUUUCAUCACUUCAGGGGUGGGGCUUGCUCGUGUGGAGAUUACUGGUGAGAUAGAGUACGUAGAAUAGUUUUUCCAACUUGUGGGACAAAGUCCUUGAUCUUUGCUAUUUAUUUUUCUUGUACAUUUGGCCCGGAAAUAAGGAGAGCCGGGUGAGACAACGCAGGUCUUGGUCUUUCUGACAGGUUAGUGUGGAAACAUUAAUAGAGAUGAUUGUGCUGGCAUCCAAUUUACGAAGCAGAUCAAAAGUAGCAGCAGCAACACGAAUGAGCAAAACGCAGACGGAGCAAGUAUCCCAAUAAGAAGCCUUUCGGGUCUCCUUUGCGCUACUUCUUGGUUGCGGGAUAAGUGGAUCAAUGGACAGGAGAAGAAAAUCAGGUGCAUUUCAAAUUUCGGCGAAUCCGAAUAAUGAGACCAAUACGUGUGGGGAUACUUGGUUGUGUGGUUGAUUAUUGAAUUGCUUUCGGAAGCGCGACUUUGUAAUGGAAUACCCGAUUUGACAAAAAUCGACCAAGAAUCGGACAGUGGAGAAUUAGUUGGGUCGUGCAGGGUGUAUACAUAGAUGGAUUAGACAAUUUCA
This is a messenger RNA of Punica granatum (pomegranate), 3284 nucleotides long. The record is from RefSeq and is a predicted model, not a curated record. Lineage: Eukaryota; Viridiplantae; Streptophyta; Magnoliopsida; Myrtales; Lythraceae.